AUUUAGGUUUGAUUAUUAGAUUUUAGGUUAUAAAGGGGAAUUUUUAACGAGAAACAAAAUGUACAAUAAAGGGAAAGUAAGUUUAGACGUUCUAAAACCUUCUGCUGAAUCGUUUCAUUUGAGCCUUUUGCAGAAGUUCUUCUUCGUCAAUGGCUUCUUCCAUUACAAGAUUUACAAGAAGUGAAAAAAGAAACAUUUGGAACAAAAGUUUUGAGAUUGUUGUUGAUCCAGAAGAGUUACGGAUUCCAUUACCUGCUAAUUUUUGCAAUCUUUGGAGGUUUGAUCUUGAGAAGAAUGAUUGUUAUUGGAUUAGCUCUGGUGUUCAUUGUGUCGAGGUCUCAUUGCAUCUUUCGCGUUUGUGUAACUAUCUUACUUCUGGAAAAGUUGUUUCUGAAGUAUUUGGAUUUUCUCAACCAACCAGAGUUGUAUUUAGUUAUAAUUCCAAAAGUAAUGAUUUUAUGAUGAAAGUGUUAGGUAAGGUGAUUGAACAUGGUAAUAAGGAGAUAAUUAGUGUUGAUUCUGGUGAUGAUGAAUCCUUUGAUGAAAAGCAUUAUUUUGUUAAUUUAAGUGGUGUUAAAGAUAAAUCUGAUGCAAAAAAGCCACUGAUUGAUAAGGUUCCUGGAUCCAAAAGAAAUUUUAAUGAGUCAAAUUCUAUAAGAGGUAAAACUGGAGCAAAACUUGGAGAUAUUGAUCCUCUUAGUUGUAAAUUGGAUGGUGUUUUUGGGUGGAAGAUGAGGGUUACUGCUGCAGCUGCUAAUAGUGGCAAACUUCAAGUAUUGCAUUUUCCUAAAAAGGUUGUUAGAAAUGCUUUGGACAAAAAACAAAAGUCAAUCCUUGUGCAAACUAAAAGACAUGGGGAAUGGUUUAACUGCAGAAUUCUUACAGCCAAAAGGAAUAAAUUUGAGAAAUAUAUAUCUAAGGAUUGGAGGCAGAUUAUGGAGAAUAUUUCAGCCAAAGCUGGUGAUAUCAUAAUUUUCAGACUAACUAAAUCAGCCAAAAGAAUGUUGGUUCACACCAUACAUUUUUAAUCUGAUAACUAAUGUAUUGCUAUGAAGAAUGAUUAAUUCAUAAUUUUCUGAAGCCAUUGGACCAUUUCAUUAACUUUUUCAUCCUAAGAUUCUAUGGUUAUGUAAAAUAUUUAGUUAUUUCUGUUUUAUUUUAUUUCAAGUGUUUUGUG
This is a messenger RNA of Trifolium pratense (red clover), 1177 nucleotides long. RefSeq lists its product as uncharacterized. Bases 150 to 1028 code for a protein of 292 amino acids. The transcript is spliced from 4 exons. The record is from RefSeq and is a predicted model, not a curated record. Lineage: Eukaryota; Viridiplantae; Streptophyta; Magnoliopsida; Fabales; Fabaceae.